UAGCGUCCUUUCUAGGAACGGUUGCUAGCUAAUGAAUAGCUAACCGUUAGCUAUAGCAGUAAGUGCAAAGAAACCACAUAAGCCUUAUCGAAAAUGGAUCUUAUACAAUUCAGCUGUAGAUCAGCCAUUUUCACGAAGUGAAUAAUGCGCGAAUAAGGGAAACCAGAGGUGUUUGCUGACGACUGGGUGUUGUAAAAGUUGUGGGCGCUCACAUGAGUUCCAGGAGGGCAUCAAAGAUGGGUGACAUCUUGGCAACUGAAGCCGACCUUCUUGCGAUGAUAAAGGAGUACCUUAAGUUUGAGGAAUUUGAGGAGACCGUUAAUUGCUUUGACAAGGAGUGCAAAAGCAAAGGCAAGCUCGUCCCAAAGCCACAAGGAAGUUUUCUGAGAGACUCCAAGAUUCGCGAGGUUGAGAAAGACCUCCUUAGGUCUUUUGACGAUGGAGACCAUAAGGUAUUUUUUGAACUGUGGACAGAGAAUAUUCCCCCUGGGGUCAUAAACACGGAUGCCGAGUGUCAGAGCUUGGAGUUCUACCUCCACAUUCAUUUCACUAUUUACCCCCUGAGAAGACACACUGGUAGACACGACCAAGCUGAGUUUCAGGACAGGAUUUCCUACUUCAGGCAGUACCUGGAGACUCGGGGAGCAGCACUAAGCCAGACCACAGAGUUUCUCCCCUACUAUGCCUUACCUUUUGUCCCUAAUCCCACUGUCCACCAGUCCUUCAAAAGACUUUUUCAGGAGUCCUGGGUACCACGUUUGAAGCAUAACCUGGAGCAGUUUCUUUCAGUAACACUAAAGCUGUCGAGCUCCCCAAGGCUUCUGAAUUUGUAUAAGGAAGGUGGGAAGAGUACCAAAGAGGCCAUGCAGCUGUUGGAGCUGCAGCUGAAUGAGUCAGAACGACGAAUUGCCAGCCAUGCACGAAAGUUCCACAAGAUGCAGUCCGACUACCACAACCUUAUAGGUAUCACUGCUGAGCUGGUUGACUCCUUGGAGGCCACUGUCAGUGGAAAAAUGAUCUCUCCAGAGUACCUGCAGAGUGUGUGUAUUCGCCUGUUCAGCAACCAGAUGAGGCAGAGUGUGGUGCAGAGCACUGACUUCACCAGACCUGGCACUGGAUAUUGCUCUGUGAGUCCUUAUGAUGAUGGCUAUGCGUCUUCGAUGCUACGAGCAUCUAUUGCACCACAGAGGACUAAGGAGGUACCAAUGCUGCCCUCACUAGACUAUGAAAAGCUGAAGAAAGACCUGGUUGAAGGCCCAGACAGACUAAGGUCACUGCUGCUUCAGGCACUGCGCUGGAGACUGACUCGUUCACUUCCUGGUGAACAGAGAGACACUGUUCUUCAGGCUUAUAUCAGCAAUGAUCUGCUAGAAUGCUACAGUGCUAAACAGGCAACUGUUCUUCAUUUAUUGAAGUCAAAAAAUGAGAUUGUCAGGCAGUACAUGGCUCGUCUUAUCAAUGCGUUCGCCUCCCUUGCAGAGGGUCGGGUUUAUCUCUCCCAAAUUCCCAUUCUAAUGAAGCUCCUGACAGAGACACUCAGGAAGGAGGAAAAAGACUCUCUCACUAGAGAAAAUGUGCUGGUGGCCCUGCAGAAACUAAGCCUAAGGAGGAAUCAGCAGACAGCCAUGAUAGGAGACAACCUAAUCGAGUGGUUGGUGGAUGAACUGCAGGAUUCAGAUUGUUUGAGUGACUAUAGCCUGGAGUAUUCUGCAGCUCUGCUUAUGAACCUGUGUCUGCGAACUAAAGGAAAAAGGAAGUGUGCAGAGAACGCCAAGCAUGUACUAAAGGUUCUUACUGACCUUCUUGGACAUGAGACCCACGAGAUUCGACCAUAUGUGAAUGGAGCCCUGUACAGUAUCCUGAGUAUUCCCUCUGUGAGACAGGAAGCCAAAGAGAUGAGCGUAGAUGAAAUUCUCCAUUGCUACAGCAAAGAGGAGAACCCAGACCUCAACAGGCAGAUUGACUUCAUUAUUAAACAGCUGAACUCAGCUGAGGAAGAGGGGCCAGAAUCAGAUGAUGAAGAGGAAGAGGACGACAAUGAUGAGGAUUUAAUGGAGACAGAUCUUGACAAAGAAGAAGUUCUACUGCCACAGCCUAGAGAAUUGUCUGGAGAGAGUCUGCUCACAACUGAGUAUCUGGGAAUUAUGACAAACAUGGCAAAAGUGAAGCGGAAGCCUACCCCUCUGCAGCAACCCAGUGCUGAUGAGCCCCUACAGCGGCCAGUCACCCCAGGCUCACAGCGCAGUCUCACUGCUGUCAAUCAGCGCGAGGAACGAAGUCUGCCUGGUUCCCGAUUCAACUCCCGACCUCCAACACGCUCUGGCAGCCGUCCCAGCACCGCAGAUUCCCUACGUCACAGCAUUGACUCGGAGUGUGGCCAGUUGUCCCAGGAGUCGGAGUUGGACAGGCCGUAUGAAGAGCGAACCACAAAAGGACAUUCCCAGAUGGAACACAAUGGACACUCUGCCAGUGGUGAUUAUAUCCCAGCUUUUGUGAGCCAGCCCAAGAUUCCCCGUACUCCUGACACAGUCAACAACAGUGGUGCUCGCAGGGGUAGAGGUCCGGUUCCCCAGUGUUCCCAGUCGGAGCCACGGCUGAGCAGCCGACCAGGAUCUGCCACCUCCACUGGAGGAGGACGACAAAUUGGGAGCAGCCAGUCAAAGCGGAGGUGAAGAGGGAGCUGUCAACAUGGAGUAGCUCUAUCUUCUCUGGAGCAUCGGGCUUCCUGUAACAUCAUCCCCCCAGGUUGUAAUCAGGGUCAGGGCAACAGAGAUGGUCGAGGAUCAGCAGCAGGAGGAGGAGGAGGGGCUGAAACAAUGUGAAGGAUUGUUGCUUUUUUCCCUCCUCAGUUUUAGCACAGACUUGUUCUGUAACACAAUAUGAGGUCAGACAAUAGUCACAACUUCCAGCCACCUAAACCUGUGCACCUUCUACCCACAGUCAGCCACACUUUCUGCCACUUCCUACCAAUAUACAGCAUAGCUGGUAAAUAUGUCCAACAUCUGGAAGCCAUGACUCUCUCCACCAGCUUUCUGGCUCCUGAAAUGUUUGUUAACCUUUGUUUGAUGGUCACAGACUGAAUUAAUGUUGUAAACUAAAUGUAUGUAAAGGACAGACUUUAGAGCAGCUCAUUUUCUUAUUUUCAAGUAAUCUUGAUUCCUGAAUUCUCGCUAUGAAUUGUAUAUAUAGAUUUUUGACCAUGGUGUAUAAUUUCCAUCUACAUGAAUAAAUAAUUGUACUGGUUGUACUUCAUAUAUGAAACAUCCCAUAUCAAAGUAGCUGCUCAUGUUUAAUGUUUACAGGAAUGACCAAGGUUCUUAUCUGGGCUGUCACAUCCUAGACUUGUUUGUAAGCGAUAUUAAGAUCUGCUCCAUUGCUACUGAUAGCAUACACUGCCACAAACACAACACAACAUCUGGCAGAAAACUUGAAUAUAUAUAUGAAUGUCUUAUGUCCACUUUGCACUAUGUUGAUGUGUAUUUAUAUAAUAACUGCAUUAUUAUUUUAAUUGAUUUUGAUUGACAUUGGAAUGUGAUUGUUUUGUCAGUGGUUUUAAAUAAAUGUGUGACAUUUGAUCUUUACAA
This is a messenger RNA of Betta splendens (Siamese fighting fish), 3584 nucleotides long. RefSeq names its product lisH domain-containing protein ARMC9. Gene Ontology annotation, molecular function: protein binding. Bases 213 to 2672 code for a protein of 819 amino acids. NCBI's taxonomy places the organism in Eukaryota, Metazoa, Chordata, Actinopteri, Anabantiformes, Osphronemidae. Gene Ontology annotation, cellular component: ciliary basal body; centriole; ciliary tip. Gene Ontology annotation, biological process: cilium assembly. The record is from RefSeq and is a predicted model, not a curated record. The transcript is spliced from 26 exons.